AUGGGACUGUUGGUGUUUAUGCGUAACCUGCUGCUAGCCCUCUGCCUCUUUUUGGUACUGGGAUUUCUCUACUAUUCUGCGUGGAAGUUGCACCUUCUCAGAUGGGAGGAUUCAAAUUCAGUGGUUCUUUCCUUUGACUCCGUUGGACAUACAAUAGGCUCAGAGUAUGACAAACUGGGCUUUCUCCUGAAUCUGGACUCAAAAUUGCCUCCAGAACUGAUAUCAAAGUAUGCAAAUUUUUCUGAGGGAGUGUGCAAGCCUGGUUAUGCAUCAGCGCUCAUGACUGUCAUCUUCCCAAAGUUCUCGAAGCCGGCACCAAUGUUCUUGGAUGAUUCCUUCAGGAAAUGGGCACGUAUCAGGGACUUUGUACCACCCUUUGGAAUUAAAGGACAAGAUAAUCUCAUCAAAGCCAUCCUGUCAGCAACCAAAGAUUACCGUCUAACUCCAGCUCUUGACAGUCUCAGCUGCCGACGAUGUAUUAUUGUGGGAAAUGGUGGAGUACUUGCAAAUAAGUCGUUGGGGUUAAAAAUCGAUGACUAUGAUGUUGUCGUCAGGCUGAACUCGGCUCCAGUGAAGGGCUUUGAAAAAGAUGUGGGUGGCAAGACAACUCUCCGGAUCACAUAUCCUGAAGGUGCAAUCCAGAAAAUGGAGCAGUAUGAGAAGGAUUCCCUGUUUGUUCUGGCGGGAUUCAAAUGGCAGGAUUUCAAGUGGCUGAAGUACAUUGUUUACAAGGAGAAAGUG
Molecule: messenger RNA, 741 nt
Organism: Merops nubicus (carmine bee-eater)
Lineage: Eukaryota; Metazoa; Chordata; Aves; Coraciiformes; Meropidae
Gene: ST3GAL3
Product: ST3 beta-galactoside alpha-2,3-sialyltransferase 3
Exons: 8
Molecular function (GO): sialyltransferase activity
Source: RefSeq, a predicted model, not a curated record